GCUGCUGGAAAUGACAGUCAGGAACAUGCUACUGUCUGAGGCGCACAUAGAAGCCGCGCGGGUGCUGGUGAGGGAUACCACGACGGGGACUUUGGUACGUCUCACGAGUACCCAACGCUCACACCCACAUUACCCGCCCACUGAAGACCCGCCGAAGGUGAACACCACAACGGAGGUAACCGGUGUCGAAUACCUCCCUUGGUACGAAGACGUCUACAAUCAGACAUGGAACUCAACCAAAUUCCAGAAGAACUUGAGCAACCCAGUGUUCAUAGGGUGGUGGACGUACCCCUACUACCACUGCGACACCAAGCGAUGGCUCCUGAGUUACACGGUGCCCCUGACCACUGACCUGAUCCCUGGCGGAAACACCAACGUUAACACUGCGCCGAAAAUCAGUGACUUCGGGAUGCUCAGCCUGGAUGUGGACGUGACCUCGCUUGACAUCAACCAGUGCGACCCCACCUACGACGCCAACGGACAGCUAGUUGACCCGCCCGAGUCCCAGCUGUCUUACUUCCUCGGGACCCAUAAAUGUGACAAGGAGUCGGCGAAGUGUGUGUUUACGCCAGGUUAUGGAUGGCUGAGAGGUGGCUACAAGUGCGAGUGCAGGGAAGGAUUCUUCGCCAGGAACAAAACAUUCAAUGGCACUCUUGUCGAAGUGGCCUGGGCGAGCAAGACGCAGUCCCAGAACCCGACGUACCAGAUGUUGUACGUGUGUCACAAGUGUCCUCCCGACUGCAAGGACUGUAAGAGUGACGAACCCUGCAUGGCCUAUUAUAACUGGCCUUUUAGGAUCGCGUUAUUGACCAUCUCGAUCCUGUGCAUCCUUCUCACCCUGGUCCUGAUGGGGAUGGUGUAUCAUUACCGCAGCGUCAAGGUCUUUAGGCUGGCUUCGCCCACGUUCCUCUGCAUCUGUCUCAUCGGUUGCAUCAUCAUGUACUUGGAGAUGGCCGCCAUCUUCCCCGUUCUGGACAUGUACUCGUGUGUGGCAACUAAGUGGACGCGGCACCUCGGGUUCUGCAUCACCUUCUCUUCGCUGCUCCUCAAGACGUGGAGAGUCUCGCUGACGUACAGAGUGAAGUCAGCGCACAAGAUCAAGCUGACGGACAAGCAGCUGUUGCAGUGGCUGACACCAAUGCUGCUGAUCAUGGUGAUCUACCUGAGCGCCUGGUCGCUCAGCGCCACGCCCACCACCGACGUGAUCCGCGACAGCAGCGGCCUCAAGUUCCUGCAGUGCGAGUACAACUGGUGGGACCACUCCUUGGCGAUGGGCGAAGUGCUGUUCCUCAUGUGGGGCGUCAAAGUGUGCUUCAGCGUGCGCAAGGCUGAGAGUUUCUUCGACGAGGCCACCUACAUCUCGUGGGCUGUCUACAACAUCGCGGUUGUCAACAUUGUUAUGGUGACUUUCCAUCUGCUGAUCUUCCCCAACGCAGGCCCAGACAUCAAGUACUUGUUCGGGUUCUUGCGGACACAGUGCAGCACCACCAUGACUAUUCUUUUCAUUUUUGGCCCCAAGUUCUACCGCAUCGCGAAGGGCACGGGAGACCAGUACGACAACCGCGCUCGAGCCAAGGGCGUGACGGCGAGCUUCUCCCUCAAUGGGCUGGGUGUGAUGAAUGAGGAACCGGCAGAUCUGUACCAGGAGAACGAGGAACUCAAGGAGGAGAUCCAGAAGCUGGCCGCGCAGAUGGAGUUCAUGAAGAUCGUCCACAUGGAAAUGAACAACCGCCACCUCAAGCCAAAGCCGGGCGGGUACUUCAGCGAGAAGAACUCCGUCAUGAACACCGCCCAAUCGCCGGGAGCCAAGAACACCAUGCCGAGUAGGAUCGAGACUGGCAACGAGAACUCCUCCUCCAGGCUGUCCCCCGCGGCUGAACUGGCCUCCGAAAGGGUCUGACUAGUUGCCCAGAGUGAAGAGGUAUGGUUGUAAGGGUGACGUCAGGCGGAUAGGAGUGAGGAGCCGCUCAACGUCAGCCGAAGCAGGGUGGAAAGGCCGCAGAGGCCGACACAUGAUACCGCCUUUUUAGGGAAUCAUUGACAAAAAGAAAUGUUGAUAUGGAAUAAUGUUAGCCAUGUGUCAAUCCAGAAUCGUUAUAAUUCUUCUUGAUUUUGUAUAUCUUUUCUUGUCCAUAUAUACUUAUAUGUCAAGGCAAGGCUUUAAUGUUAUACCCUGUGUCCUAGCGCUGUCAGUUGACCUGAUAUUCACACGACCAGAAACAAGGUAGAGAUUGUACAAGCUAAGAGUUCAAUUCCUGUUCAGUGAGUAAUAUCAGGGAAGCUCUUGUCUCAGGAAGGGACUUCAUGUGAAUGGCUUCUGAUAUCCCGGUGAAUUUCUUUUAUCAGGAAGGGAGAACAAAAUGGAGCAACUGUCACUCACGUAAAAUAAUCAAGAUCGAAACAGCCUAACCUUUAUUUCUUAAACUUAAAUUCAAUUGAAUUUCAAAAGGAAUCCAUUUUGUCAACACACUGAGGGGAAAAAAGUAUAACACGCUCAUGAAGCGUGACAGACGUGGUAACUGUCCUUACUUAUUUGUUGGUUGUUCCGCCUGUGUUGUAGAGACCCCUUCCCUACAGCCACCUUACGCAGUGUCGUGUGCACUUCAGCUCUCCAUUCCUGUAGUGUCGUGUGCACCUCCGUGCCCUUCCCCAUGCCCGCUGCACACCCACUCCUAUGGCACGUCACCUAGGAACUUACAACUACACUUCCUCACCCAAAGGCUUACUCCCUGACCGGUUUCUGUCAGUUGCCUCUGAUCCGAGUGAGAUUCGAGCUGUGUGUUGAUCGUAUUCAGAUGCUUCACUCUUACUUUGGUUCCACUUGCCGAACAACCGCGUCAGCCUGGACAUGAAGGCUUUUGGCAAUGUCUAGCGGGUGUCUUUCUUAAAAUAUGGUUGUAUGUUGAUUAUCAAAAACCCUUACCUGAUUGAAUUAGGUCAGUAACCCUGGAUAACCUACUUUCUGGUACUGAGCCCUGAUAACAUGAUCAAACCUACUAAGCCCUGGUAAUUUACCAUGCGUUACUGAGCCCUGGUAUCUUAUCUUGGGAUUCUUCUUAGCCCUGGACCUUUUCGGGCUUACUUUCAACCCACACAAAUCUGUUGGACUAUAGGAUCUUAUCAUGAUUUUCUUGACAAUUUUUUUUAUUUUUGUAUCCUCAUCCUGAAACCCCACUGCUUUCUUCAAAUUCAUUAAAUUUCGGAAUACACUAGUAGGGCACGAUAUCUUUACUUACAGGUUAAAACUUGUGUUGCAUCUCUAUCACAAACGCGUUUCUAACCACAUACUAUCUGUCGAAUGUUACUCAUCACUUGUAAAUCAUGCUGAAUAAGCAAUCCUUGAAGAUGAGUAAUUCUAAUAUCAAGUACCUACUGAAAUAUGUAAAGUACAUUUGUUAAUGAUAUACACAUUAGAACAGGAGAAUUGCGAGUUUUUGACUUCUGAAGCACGACAAGAAUGCAACCAAAUCUCAAAACUUUGACAAAAGAUUAUUUUCAGUGAAGUGAUUCAUCUAGUUAAGCACAAUUCCGGAAGGCAUUUCCUUAUCAAGAUGCCAUAUACAUAGAUCCUUUGUUACUACCAAGGCACUACGCAUGCGUUGUAAACCGAUGUGUUAGAAAAGAUCAGAAUACGUUUCCUUGUUCAAUGCGCCUACUCACCAGUGAUCAUUUCCACGUCAUUACAUAAACAUCACCAACGGAGUUCCUGAGUUCAUCUUUUGAAGACAGCAAAGAACACCGCUUCGUAGCCAUUGAAUAUCGAAGAGAACGGACAUUUUGAUGAAGGGAACACGCAGGCCUUAAGUGGGAAAUUAUUUACUUUUUUGUGAGAGGAAAGGGGCCUGUGUGUCUGAGAUAAAUAUUGAAGGUAUGAAGGGACCAAGUCAAAGAACUUCGUAAAGAGAAUAUUUUAGUUAUUUAAGAUAGUUAGAUAAGUAGUGAAUGCGGCAAGCAAAUUCUAAUUUGGUUAUUUAAAACCAUGUAAUCUCACAUGAAAGGUGUAACAGAAAUGUGUCGUUUGAAACAUUUUUAGAGAAAUAAAUCAGUACUAUACUUUUCACUGAACUCAAUUCCAAAGAACGUUCCAGUUAUCAAAAAUAAUAAUAAUAAUAAUGAUAAUAUUAUACUUUUCGAAGUUACGGGCUGACUCACUAUGAGAACUGAACAUUUAAUUACGUAACCUGAGCCAGCCUGAUCCCCCAAGCCGUUUUCUUUCCACUGAUUGUCGUAGUUAAGUGUGCGUUUUCUUUGCGCAGUUCGAGAUUCUGUAACAGAAAACGGACUUUUGCAGGAGUAACUUGAAAGGACUAUCAUGUAAUUGUUUUUCUUCCAAAGAAUUAUAUAGUAAUUUAUAUGGAUCAUUGUCAUAUUAUAUCAUCAAUGUUCAGUGUCAAAUGAAUUUUUUUUGUUUUUUGUUUUUAGUUUUCUUAAGUAACAAGCGAUGUAAGAAUUAUAACCAUAUAUUUCAGCCUGUUGUUCGCUGCAUGUAUAGUAAACCUCUAUAACUUCUAUGUUGUCUGGUUUAUGCCAUAGGUAUUAAGUGAUUCCUGCUGGAUGGAUUAAAUAUGUUUAGAUUUAAUGAACCAAAUAAAAGAUUACCAUGAA
Messenger RNA from Penaeus chinensis, 4605 nucleotides. Its product is annotated as probable G-protein coupled receptor CG31760. Gene Ontology annotation, biological process: G protein-coupled receptor signaling pathway. Gene Ontology annotation, molecular function: G protein-coupled receptor activity. NCBI's taxonomy places the organism in Eukaryota, Metazoa, Arthropoda, Malacostraca, Decapoda, Penaeidae. The transcript is spliced from 12 exons. The record is from RefSeq and is a predicted model, not a curated record. Gene Ontology annotation, cellular component: membrane. Bases 11 to 1900 code for a protein of 629 amino acids.